Molecule: messenger RNA, 874 nt
Organism: Frankliniella occidentalis (western flower thrips)
Lineage: Eukaryota; Metazoa; Arthropoda; Insecta; Thysanoptera; Thripidae
Exons: 3
Coding region: 225-809 (194 amino acids)
Source: RefSeq, a predicted model, not a curated record
UUUUCCGACAGAGGUGUCAGCCACGCAUGCCUAGGUAGGUGGAUGCUUGCCUGGAGCUUCGCAACGUAACAGCACUUCAUGAGAUAUCGCGAAGCCUGUUACGCGUGACGUAAAACGUGGUCUUGCCAACAUUUGACUAAUUACUCGUCUUAAUUAGGCUUUGUAACUUUGCCUCACGACGCGCGUGCCUUAUAAGGCGGUUGGGUCUCUGCUGGCGAGCAGUCAUGUCGCGCAUCAGCAUCGUCGUCCUCUUCUCGCUCAGUGUGGCUGCUGCGGUGGCAGAGGACUACGAGGCAGCAGCAGCACGCCUGCGUCUUCAGGCCGCGGCACUGCCUGCACAGCUCACCAGGCAGCUAUCGACCGCCAUGACGAAACUACAGAGCGACUACGACGCCUUCCAGGACACCCAAAUAAAGCAAACCCGUGGAGACGUUCUUGCGGCGGUAGAGAAAGCUGUUGCGGCCUACAACAAGACUGUAGCCGCAAAUCAAGCAAUUAACAGGCCUGCUAUUCUGGGAACCAGACAAGCCAAGCAGGCCCUUCUUAUCAAGUGGGAAGAGGAAUUGAUCGAGCUCGAGUUUAACAUGCGUUUCCCAAUCAAGACGUCCUUUCGAAAUGUGUCUGCCAACCCCUCCGUUCAGGACGCCGCUGUCGUUGUGGCUGUCAAUCUCCGAAACGAGCUAGUCCGCCUGCAGGAGACUCUAAACACUUUCCUAACGGUCGAGGUGGCAAACCAGGUGUCCGCCUUUGCUGCUCAGGCCCAGUCAGAACUCUUCCACGUUGCUGUUAGUGCGGAGGGGAUUAACUAAUUAAUAAGUAGGGCAUGAUUAUACAAAAUAUCGAAAUAAAAUUAAAACUGGGUGUGACUAUGAAA